AUGGCUCAGACAGUUUCAUUUUGGGGUCCAUUAUGUGGUUUUAUGAAUGAAAAUUUAGAAAUCGUGAAAGCGCAAGUUAGUGCACGCCGUGAUGUACGAUACCGAGCAAGAAAUAUUUCAUAUGAAUGGAAAAUUGUUGGUGUACAGAUUCCGGCUUAUAUGAAAUUAGACAAAACGGAAACGAAAAUCACAGGCGGAUUUUACUUUCACGUGUUUAAAGCUGUUAAACAGAAAUUAANAGACAAAACGGAAACGAAAAUCACAGGCGGAUUUUACUUUCACGUGUUUAAAGCUGUUAAAGAGAAAUUAAAAUUUAGUUACUCUCUGGUAAAACCAAUACCGAAACAUUAUGGACAUCUAACAGAAAACGGCUCGUGGACUGGAUUAGUUGCAAAAAUGGAUGCCGAUAUGGCCUUCGUUGGUUUAAUCCUCAACCCUAACCGUUUUGCAGCAGUGGAAUUUACAUCUCCAUUAGUGUUCCAGUCCGUUGUCUUUGUCAUCAGGGUUCCAGCAAAGAUUCCGAAUUGGAUUUCCAUAAUAAAACCUUUCGGUUUGGAUAUGUGGAUAAUGAUUUUCUCAACGGUAUUCAUAUUUGGAUUAGUAUUGCAUAAAGUGGCCGAACGUGAUUUCAUGACUGACGAAGUGGGAGUAUUUUGGCCACGAAGCCGUGUGUUCUGGAAUCUAUUUUGCACGUUUGUUUACCAAGGAAUUAACUUGGAUAACGUAAAAAGAUUCAAAUCCAGAUUGCUUGUGUCAAUAUGGUUGCUAUCAGUUGUAGUGUUAGUGCACAGUUACAGUGGAACUUUAAUGUCUUUCAUGUCGUAUCCUUUAACCGAAUCUGUACCAAAAACUUUUGACGAACUAGCCAUUGCUGUCAGAAAUGGUGAAUAUUCUUGUUGUAUGAGGGGAAAUAACGCUAUAUGGAGUUACAUUAAGAAUUCCAACAACAGAAGAGAAAAAAUUUUGAAAGAUCACAUCAUACGUCACAAUCACUUCUUCUCUUCUUGGACAGCAAUUGAAAAAGUUAAAAAAGAACGUUUUGCAUUUAUAACGACUGAAUAUUUUACAAGUAAACUGAUACCAAAAGAAUCAAACGCAUAUAGAAUUUCUGCAGAUGUUCUUGUCACAUUUGUUCAGUCUUAUGCUGUGAGAAAGGGAUUCCCUUUUAAGAAGAAAUUAAGUAAGACAAUAAUACAUUUGUUUGAAGCGGGAAUCACCGAGAAAAAAGAUUAUGCAGAAACAUCAAAGAUGCUGAAGUAUACAGAAUUCCAAGCAUUACAAUUGGCUGACAUCAUUAGUCCAAUAAUAUUGCUUUCGAUUGGGUUUAUUCUAGCAUUAAUGUGUUUAUUUGUAGAAUUAUUCUACAAAAGAAUAAUUGGAAAUCAACACCUGUAA
This is a messenger RNA of Centruroides sculpturatus (bark scorpion), 1395 nucleotides long. RefSeq names its product glutamate [NMDA] receptor subunit 1-like. The coding region runs from base 1 to 1395 and encodes 464 amino acids. Lineage: Eukaryota; Metazoa; Arthropoda; Arachnida; Scorpiones; Buthidae. The transcript is spliced from 10 exons. Gene Ontology annotation, molecular function: glutamate-gated receptor activity. The record is from RefSeq and is a predicted model, not a curated record. Gene Ontology annotation, cellular component: membrane.